Molecule: messenger RNA, 657 nt
Organism: Lathyrus sativus (Indian pea)
Lineage: Eukaryota; Viridiplantae; Streptophyta; Magnoliopsida; Fabales; Fabaceae
Source: the annotation of a GenBank genome assembly
AUGGAUCGCACACAAAUUCUUCUCGUUGGUUUACCAAUCUUCCUUUUCUUCUCUGACAUUAUCAACCUUUUCUCUUCUUCACCGCCUCCCAAACCAUCUCAUCACAAUCACAAUCACCCUAUUCCUCAACCUCAACAACCGCAAUUUCAACAACCACUUGAUUUUCCCUCACAGAAACCGAGUGAAUUUGGUCCAAUCGGUGUUGGUAACACUGUGAGCAUUGAUUUCUGCACUUCAUGUUCUUACAAGGGAACUGCAGUAACAGUAAAAAACAUGCUGGAAUCUUUAUUUCCUGGGAUUAAUGUUGUCUUGGCUAACUAUCCACCUCCACUUCCGAAGCGUGUUAUUAGCAAAGUAAUUCCAGUGUUACAAACUGGAAUUAUUAUAGCUAUAACUGCAGGUGACCAAAUAUUCCCGAGAUUGGGGGUGACACCACCACAACUGUACUAUUCCUUGCGUGCCAAUAAGUUUAGAAGUAUUGCCAGCAUUUGGCUUCUUGCAAAUUUUGUUCAAUCCUUCUUGCAGAGUUCUGGUGCUUUUGAAGUAUAUUGCAAUGGCGAAUUGGUUUUCUCCAAGUUGAAGGAGAAUAGAUUCCCCGGCGAGUUUGAGUUGAAGGAACUUAUUGGUAAAAGAAUCGGUAAUACACACAUCUUUUGA